GCCAGGCCACACUCCCUCCACCGCACAUACUGCUGCUUGUUAAUGACGCUACACUAUGGACAUGUCAUCAGGAUAUAAUGUCACAAAUGGAAUGUCCAACGUGUUGCAUCGGGGCCAUUUAUUUAUUUUCAGAGGAUUGAAAAGAGGAAAAAAAAACAUUUUAUGAGGAAAUGGUUGGAAUAUUGCAUGUGUAAACCGCCUGGUUGAGCCUGCCCCGUGCACAGCCAUGCACUCGAAUCAAGGUCCUUCGGAAUGAGAGUUGAGAGUGCUUGGCGUCGAGCUAAAAGACCGGAUCUUCACCUCGACGCUCAGCGCGGCUCUUAAAGUCCAGAGAUUGAGGUUUACCAACGUACAACCUAUACUGGAUUGCUUUUUAGUGUGUUUUGCAAACAAAAGGCGAAGAAUACCAUAAACCAGUGGUUCUCUAUUAAUUUCUGUCAUGCACCCCUCGGGGACAGAAAUGUUUUCAUGCGCCCCACCCCCGGAUUCGAAAUACUAUUGAGAACCUGUAAUAUGAAUUUAUUUAUCUGUACAAACUACUGUAUGUGUUGCUGCACCGCCAUUGUUGAAGCAUGAAUAAAGACACUAACAGACCUGCCAACCUUGAAGAAAUGUUAUUAGUAUAGUCCCCACUGCCUGUGAUGCCCCCACCCUCCGACACCUCACUGUGUCCCCCCAGGAGAGUCCGUUGCACUAUUUGACCACAAGGUGGUCAGGCUACGUUGUCUGUGGGACCCCCAAAAUUGAACGAAUUUUUUUUUUUCUGUUAUAAUGAGGGAUGUCUGAUAUUGGCUUUUUUGCCCAUAACCGACUGAUAUUGUCCAAUUCUCAAUUUUUGAUUUCGAUACACACCGAUACCAAUAUGUGUAACAUCACAUAUCUCAUGUCAUGAAAUUAACACAUCGUGGUGACCCACAAUAUUGUUUUAAUCUGUCAGUUUGUCUGUCUAUCUAUCGUACUUCCGUUUCCGGGUCAUGAGGUUACUUCUAUUUAUUUACUUGUAUUCAUUUACAGCGCAGCCUUGACACAUCCAAUAUGGCGGCGACGUUGACGUAUCGCAGCAGCGGACAAACCCGUUCAAUGCAACGUCUAGCUAUGUCUAUGGUUGUAGCCUACGGCUGUAGCUGCUUAGCUAUUGCUAAAGGAGAAUAAACUGAUUGGUGCCACCUACCUCGGCUCCUGUCUCGUUGUGAAUCGUAUCUCCACAUUUCUUACCCUCGACGUGGGUAAAAAUGUCGACUGACAACAGUGACAAGGAGACCGUGCCGGUGCCGCUACAAGCUAACAAUUUAGCUAACGUCGGUACGACCUGCGCCGGCACACCGACGCCUGUGAUUUCAACACAUUGAAGCUCAGUUCCGACUGCGAGGAAUAACACAGGACGUCACCAAGUUUUCCACAUAUUGGCGCCGCUGGAUACCGCCAUGACAGCAAGUACGGGAGCCCAUGGGCCUAUAUACAGCAAUUUUUUUAAAUGAUCUAUUUUCAUUAUAGGGAAAAACCCGAUACCGAUAUCAACCAAUAUAAUAUUUUUAUGCCAAUAUCGGCCUGGUAAUAUUGUUGGGCCGAUAUUAUCGGACAUCCCAAAUUAUAACCUGUACACAUUUGAAUACAAUUUUUCAUGCCUCUUUGGGCACCCUAGGAUUCUGCCUGUGCGUUGAUUUGACCCUUCCUAUAGGGAUAAUAACAGGACUCCAAGCAAGCUAAGCUUUUCCUGGCUCCAAAAAUAUAAGAAUAAAAAUCUUAGGGGGCACCUCUUAAUGGGUUAAUGAAUUAAUUAGGGGUUGGGCUAGACUCCCAACCAGAAUUACCUUUGACCUCACACGUCCUUGAGGUUAAAUGGACACAAACACCUUUCGUUCACUGAAUUCUGGGAGUGUAUAAAUCGCAUAAAGAAUAACAAUAAAAUAUGCAGUACCCCUUUCUCAUGUAGCUUCAUAGUGAGAUCCCAGUCGAAGCAGCCCUUUUUGGAGUCGUAGCGUGUCCCAAGGUGCUGCCUCACUCUAUAAUCCCAGGCUUUGGAUAUGGAGAUAGGCGUAGGCAACGCAGAAGGCUGCAUCCAUGAUUUAAAAAUUCUCACCAGCUCAUCUCGCUCCUUGAACUGGACAUACAGUAUUUGGACAAGUGUUGGUAACUUGUAAAACUGUAAAGGACACAGACAUGAGCACCUUGAGAAGAGAUGCAUCCAGGCAAGGAUGCAUGUCUGACUCCAGUGUGUUGUUGAUGUGAAGCGAGAGCUGCGAGGCCGCACGUUUCAAGGUGUCCUCCGUCUGACUGCGGAUCAUGCUGUUACCGAACACCUCCAGGAACACCUCAGUCUUCUCUAAAGAUGGAUACUCACAUUAAACUUCCACAGAGCUGAAACUAAAUGUGCAAAACAUGCCUACCAUUCAGUCCCAUCAUUUCCUGCGGAGUCAGUGCAAUGAAGAGCAGCAGCAUCUGUCUGGCCAUCACCUCCAUGCUGCUUUCCAACAGCCAUACCUACAAUGAAGCAUAUAGAUAUUUGCUUCAUUGUGUCACUCUUUAAAAGGCAUUAGAGACAUUAAGAGUCUCACAUUAAGGACAUCCUCUUCCCUCAGACCAGCAAUAGUCUUCAGAAUAUGUCUCGGAUCUCCACUUCCAAUCAGUAAAAGGUUGACUUCCCUUUUAUGUCUCACUGGACCUGAAGACAGCUCAGAGAAUGCAUGCUAUCAGGACAAAAGUAUUGAGAGACACCCACAGGAAGUACAGAUAUGGAGUUCUGGGAAGACUUUCUAAAAGAUUGUGUGUCAGUGUGUGUGAUUUUAUAUAUAUACUAAAUUGCAUCAAUUUUUAUGUCAUAUUAUUAUACCCCCGUUUUCCUCCCACAUUGCCAAAACACGCAUAUUAGGUUAAUUGGAGACUCUAAAUUGUCCAUAGGUAUGAAUGUGAGUGUGAAUGGUUGUUUGUCUAUAUGUGCCCUGUAAUUGACUGGCGACCAGCCCAGGGUGUACCCCGCCUCUAGCCCGAAGUCAGCUGGGAUAGGCUCCCGCGACCCUAAUGAGGAUAAGCGGCAUAGAAGAUGGAUGGAUGGUUGGAUUAUUAUACCAGUUCAAAUGCAUUUAUGCAUGUCCCUAUGUUGUGUUUUCUAAAGGUCUUUCAACGAUAAAUUGUCUUUGUUGAAUUGUUAUAAAAUGGUGAUUUACUUAUCGAAAUGUUAUUUAUCUAUGACAGUAUCGUAGUGUAAAUUCACAAAAAAAAAACAGUAAAACAUUUAAAACCAUCGUGCUCACCAGUAUCGUUGAGGUCUCGUGCAGGACUGAAGCCCCACCAAGUGACGCAGCCUGCCCCUUCUGAUGGCCGCCCGGCGCUCAUUCUGUCUUGUAGGGGUGUACACUCGAUUUCAAUUUAAGGUUAGUGUUAUUAUAAACUCCGGGGACUCAACACUCAGGUAAAAAUUUAGACAUGUAGCCAGAGAGCUGGAGUAACUUGAGUUUAGCUAUCGUUGCUACGCAACAGUGUGGCGUGAACAGGCGCCCUCUUCUGGUGACAUUUCUGACCUGCAGUUAAAAGGACCGGGAGAUAACCCGGAAGUGAACAUAUUGGUUUGUCCGUGCGCCGUGACUAAUUUUCACAGAAAGACUUUGACGUAAGGAUCUGAGGUGCCCCCCAUGUCCAUAGCAGCCAGAUCCUGAGCCUGAAGGAUUCCCACGAUGAGCUUUGUGGUAAAGAACAUCAGGAGAGGCACCUGGGAAUCUGUGAAGUUAUAAUCCAAGGAGAAUUCCAACCUCCCCAACUUCUCCUGCUCUUUCUCCUCCUCCUCCCCCUCCUUCUUCACCUCCCCUUCCUACAAGGAGACGCAUCAGCGCAGGUCCCACCACUCAACAAUCCCCAACGCACACAACAGCAAGCAGUACAGAAAUAACAACAGUGAUAACUACUGUGAUUCCCCCCACCUUUACGAGCCUCUUCACCACAAGCCAGCCUCCUGAAAACGUUCAAGACGUGAUGGUAGAGGAGCAAAACGAAACCAGCAUAACACUUAAGUGGGAAAAGGUGAACAACAUCUCCACGUACCUCCUACAAUAUGGCCUCAAUGGCGGUGAAAAGGAGGAGAGGAUUAAUGCUUCAUCAGGUCAGAUGUUCGUCACACAUGUGGUUACUCACCUGACGGCUGGAAGAAAAUACCAAUUCAGGCUCAUCUCUGAGUUUAUGGGCGCCAACAGCAGCGGAUACACAUUUUCUGCUCCGACUGCCCCUGAGGAUGUUCAAAAUGUCCAUGUGGUGACCCAAACUGAAAGCAGCAUUACUCUGUCAUGGAACAAGGUUGGCAAUAUCUCAACAUACGUCCUACAAUAUGGCAACCACAACAGAGCCAUAGAGGACCCAGUUUUUGGAUUGAAUCCUAAAGCAAUGUUUAUACAUGAGGUUUCUUGGCUCACUGCUGGGAAAACAUACAACUUCACUCUUAUCACUGUCUUUGAGAAUGUUACCAGCGCUGGAUUCACGUUUGACGCCUCGACAGUGCCCUCAAUAGUGGCUGUGGUCAAUGUGACUGAACGUUCUGAGACCAGCUUGACUCUGGCAUGGGAGAAGGUGGAUGUUAAGUGGACAUACUUGCUUCACAUCAAUGACCAAAAUGUCACAGUAGAACCAGACGGAUCGUCAAAAGUCUCCCGCUCAUUCAUGUCUUUGCAACCUGGAACAGAGUAUCCAUUCACUGUGAUCACAAUGUUCUCUGGGCUCAACAGCACCGUUUAUAAAGGCUUCUCUGUAACAGCCAUUAACUGCACCAAUGUGACCUGGCAUGUCACUACAUCAUCCAUCCAAGGAGCAACCGAGGGCCUAUUUACAAGUGCCACCGCCUCUAAUGGCUCUCACACUCAUGCCAGUCCAGCAGAAGGUCAAAAUGUGUCAUUUUCCAGACUAUAUUCAGGUGCAACAUACAACGUGACGCUCCAGUAUGAAAGAAAUUCCACUCACUUUCUGCAGUGUCAGCACAGACUGACAACCAUUCCACCAGAUUUAACGGCUUACUGCAACAACUGGGAUUCUGGCUAUUCUGUCUUUAUUGUCUGGGAUAAGCCAGACGGUUUGUGGACUGCUGUGGAGGUGAACGUAAGUGGAAAAACUUUCACAGUGGAUGGUAUCGAACAACGGCAUAUCAGGAUACCUGGAUUCCAACCUGCAAGAACGUACGGGGUGUCUCUGUCGUCACUAUCUGGGAGUGUGAUGAGAUCCAAAGCGUACGUUUUUCACUGUUCCACUGAUCCUCGUGGAGUCAUUGCAGCGUCAGUCGUCUCUAUCCUUCUUUUUGGUGUCCUAAUGUGUGUGACAAUAUUUGUUUUAAGGAAAAGACCAAAUGGCAUCAUCAGGAGGAAAAAGUCUUUCCUUGGCGGUGACCCUGUUUCACCUGACAAAUUCACAGAUAUUCCUCUUGCGAAGUUUCCUGCACAUUUUUCCAAAUUAUGUAUGGAUAAGAACAGGGGUUUCAUUGAGGAAUAUCAGCGUCUUGGUCUUAUUGGCAUGGAUCAAACGCAAAAUGUUGCUUUGAUACCUGACAACUCUGCAAAGAAUCGCUUCACUAACAUCCUGCCAUAUGACUGGUGCAGAGUGAAGCUACAAACCACAAAUGGCAUGUCGGACUACAUCAAUGCCUCUUAUAUGCCGGGUUACAGCAGUAGCCGAGAGUACAUCGCCACUCAGGGGCCUCUGCCCUCCACAGUCACUGAUUUCUGGAGAAUGAUCUGGGAGCAGAGGGUGAGCGCUAUCGUCAUGGUAACCAACUGCAUUGAAGGAAUAAGGACUAAAUGUGAACAUUACUGGCCUGCACAAGGCAAGAGUUGCCUUCACGGAGAGCUGACCAUCACCCUCGCAUCGGAACAGCAAGAGCCCAACUGGACAUUAAGGGAAUUCCAUGUGAAACAUAGGAACAGCUCAGCAGAGAGGAUGGUGAAACACUUCCACUUUACUACCUGGCCUGAUCACGGAGUCCCUCAGGGUACAGAUGUCCUGAUCCAGUUCGGAGGGCUUAUUAGGCAGCACAUAGAAGCACAAAGGACCAAGGCUCCCACAGUGGUUCACUGCAGUGCUGGAGUGGGUAGAACCGGCACCAUUAUAGCCUUAGAUGUUCUGCUUCAGCAGAUGCACAGAGACAAAAAAGUGGGCAUCAACGCUUUUGUUCACAAAAUGAGACUGCGGCGGCCACACAUGGUCCAGACAGAGUCCCAGUAUGUUUUCCUACAUCAGUCCAUCUUGGACUAUCUGAAGUCUCAAGGUGAGACUGAUGAAAACACAUACGAGAACGCUGACAUGAUAUAUGUGAAUGCCACAGCACUGAGAGAGUUCGACAAAAUGACGGACAAUGGCAAAAGAAGUCCAGAAAAUGUACUAUGUUAACAAAAAACAUGCACUUUUAUCUUGAUCUGCACUAAAAUGGAAUACACACUGAUCAAAAUUUUAAGACCAGUUGAAAAUUUGCAAGAAUUUACAUUUUGCACUGUUGGAUCUUAAGUAGGUUCUAAGUAGAAAUCGUAGUGAGACCCCUGAAAACCCUGUUCUUAUCCACACAUAAAUUGGAAAAAUGUGCAGCAAACUUCGCAAGAGGAAUAUCUCUGGAGACAGAACACAACAUUUUACCUUACUAUGUAUAAGUGAGACAAAAAUAAUUGAGGAAGAAACUUAUUGCAAACAAGCAAUAAAGUGAAAUAGGCUGUUCAUCAGCUGAUCAAAAGUUAAGACCACAGCCUUCAAAAUCCAACAUUUUAGCAAAAAUGUGGAUUUAAUGUUAUUUUCUGUCAGGUAUUUACACUGUCAUAAUCACUUGAUGGCAAAGGCAAAAAAGCUUUCACUCUUUGAAUGCAGUAGGAUUGUUGAACUGCAUAAGCAAGGCCUCUCGCAGCGCACUAGCACUGCUGAAGUUGGACACAGUAAGACAGUCAUGAUAACCUUCUUAAAAGAUCCUGUGUGUUAUGGAACAAGUGAAGUGGUAAACCCAAAAACCUGUCACCAGCCCUGAGCCGGAGGAUCCUAUUGGCUGUCUGUCAAGACAUGGGACGAUCCUUGGCCCACAAAAUUACGUGUUUGGAAACGAGAGUACCAAACAUGGGACUUUGAAAUGUGGAAGAAAGUUUUAUUCUCUGAUGAGAAAAAAUUGAACCUUGGCGGUCCUGAUGGUUUCCAAUGUUACUGGCAUGACAGGGAGAGCCCACCUGAGAUAUUUUCCACACAGCACAGUGGAGGGGUGCCAUCAUGAUCUGGGGUGCUUUUUCCUUCAAUGGAACAAAAGCGCUUCAAGUUGUGUAGGGGCGUCAAACGGCAGCUGGUGAUGUGGCAAGGUUGCAAUGGACAUCCCUCAUGACUGAAGCCCCUCGUUUGUGUGGUAAUGACAGGGCUUUUCAACAGGACAACACUGCAGUCCACAAUGCCUGCCUGACAAAGACUUCUUUUUUUCCAGAGUGCAGUUUUAUGUAACUUAAAUAAGCCUUGUGUGUUCAUUCAUUGUUUGUACACUCAAGCCUUUUAUUAUUUAUGUGAAAUUUGGUCUGGUUUUCUUUUAAAUGCAAUUUAGGCGCCAAAAUAAGUGUGUUAUAGCAGUGGGCAGUGGUUCUCAAUUAUUUUCUGUCCUGCCCCCACUGGGGACAGAAAUAUUUUUGCACUUCCCCGAUUUGAAAUACGAUUGAGAAACUGACAUCUAUUUAUUUAUCUGUACUGUACAGACUGAACUCAAAACUGAAACCAGCAAAAUGCAACAAAAUAGAAAGCAGUGAAGCAUACAAGUAUAUUCAAAUUGCAUCUUGAGUACGACAAAUUCAUACAUGUUGGCAGGUCUGCACUAAUAUUGAAAGUCCUCCCUAACUCUCACGCCCCCCAUGACAGCCCCACUAUUUGAAAAGAACUGGUUGUAGGAUGAUGUGCAGGGUUUCAUUACAUUUGAUAUUCAUAUGAGCUAGUCUGUUGGAUGCAAUUUAAGGCAAAAUAAGGUUCGGACCUUCAAUCUGAAAAAAAUUGCAUAAACAAACCUUACUGAUUUUUAAUUGAAGACCCCUGACCUACACUGUACAGUACAGCUCCACAUGACAAACAUGGUUGAAAGUCCCUUAUGUAAAAUUUACAUCAAGGACAGCUUUGUGUAAAGGAAAGGAAACAGGCUUUGCUACACAUCGUAAAAUUAAAACUGGAGCUGUGCCACCAAUUUGUCAGUCAGCUACAGAUGCGGGAGCUGUAAGUUUGAUCAAUUUGUUUUACUUCAGCAAAGCAUAAUGUUGCUGUUAAAAUGUGAGUGUAAUGUUGGCACUGUAGCUCACAUACAGUAGCUGUGCUAGUGUUGCUAAUGUUUGUGUCCUCCUGUCACACUCAUUGAUAUGUUGUUGUAUGUGACAUGUGACAUCUAAUACAUUGGAGAAGUGCAGUUACAGUAGUAUAUGUGAAAAGUGGACAGAGUACACAAUAGCGCUUUUUGGAGCCACUCUGUCAAAGACAGGUGUGGACAAACGCAGCAGUUCCCAGUAGGGAUUACAAAAAGCACUUUCUGCUUAUUGAAAAUUGUUGAAAAACAAGGAGCUUUAAAUGAAUAUUGGGAAGAAUUUGUGCUACAACUUUUGGAAUGGAUCUUAUUAGAUUAUAGGUGUACCUAAUAGAAUGUCUGCUAAGUGUGUCCUUUUGGUGUCAUGAUAGUGUAGAAACUUCCUCCUUCCUGUGUGAAAAUAAAACAUUGUCCUCCCACCUGACGGCGUCAUUCUGGUUCCUCUUGACUGGGUGGAGCAUUAAAGCUAGAAUCGAUGAGUUCCUGUCGAGCCCUCAAGCCGUCGGGGCAAAGCACUGCCGCCGAACCCAGGCAAGGGUUGCUCGGCUGACGGUCUUCAAAUUUGUCGUCCCCGGGCGGCAGGGGCACAGAGAACUUCUUGGCAAUGUUGUGCAAGACACAGCAAGCCUUCACCACGUUGGUCAACUUGUCUAGCGCAAAGCUGAGCUGAGUCAAGCACCUGAAGCGCCACUUGAGGGAGCGCAGUGUUGUCUGCGUCACGUUGUGAAUCUUGGCAUGUGCUUCGUUGAAGCGAACCUGAGCAAUGCCUUUGGGAUCGGACACGGGAGUCAGGAGUCGUUUGCUUAAGUGAUAGCCUUCACCUCCUUUAAAAACAAAUAGACAAGAAAGUGCAAUUGAUAGGACAUCAGAACCCAUAAAAGGACAACACUAGAAAUGCAUGGACAGGGAGAUGACCACAGUGUGUACCAGUGGGCAUCAGGUGAGGCAGCACUGUGGAAUACUGCUUAGGAUUUGAAUGGUUUGAAUCUCCGUGCUUGUGUGGGCCAAAUAGAGACUCAAAUUGUUCCAGGCCUUCCGCUACAUGUAAAGGAUCGUGGUGCAACGCCACAGUAAAAUAAAAGCUGCCACACCUUGGAAAUGAAUUGUUUUUUUAAAACAUGAAAACAAUGUUAAGUAAUACACUAUGAAUGGCCAUAUAUGCUAUAUUGGGUGCCCAUUACGGGGGUCGCGAAGGUAGUGUGAGUCACGUGUCACCAGAUCAUAACAUCAAUACUUUGGUUGCAUUAUUUUUAAUACUUUGAAGAGCUAUUUUCAUAACCAUAUUCACAUUCAUGUUUGUAACUAAAGCUUGUUAUUAUUUUAAAAAACAAUUGG
Dunckerocampus dactyliophorus (ringed pipefish) is the source of this 9598-nucleotide messenger RNA. Its product is annotated as troponin T, slow skeletal muscle-like. Gene Ontology annotation, cellular component: troponin complex. The transcript has 19 exons. The coding region runs from base 3967 to 6357 and encodes 796 amino acids. Gene Ontology annotation, molecular function: tropomyosin binding; protein tyrosine phosphatase activity; troponin T binding. Gene Ontology annotation, biological process: negative regulation of MAP kinase activity; sarcomere organization; protein dephosphorylation. The record is from RefSeq and is a predicted model, not a curated record. Lineage: Eukaryota; Metazoa; Chordata; Actinopteri; Syngnathiformes; Syngnathidae.